AUGUUUUUGUGUUCUUCUUUAUCCUUUGGGGUUUACCCUUCAAUCUCACAGUGUAUAUCCCGUAGAUUGAGUCUGAUCACUCAUUUGUAGCGUAGACCACUACAAGUGGUAUCAGAUCCGGUCUUUCCUUUGAUUGAUCAUGGAUAAUGGUAAUAGAUUUAAGGCUUUAGCUGAGCAAUUAGAUAUUAUUCUUCAAGUUCAAGAAGUAAUUGCAAGGGCUCUAAAAAAUACACCAUUUCAUGUGCUUCUAGCCAGAUGGAAGAAAAUUUUAGCAGAAGAAGCAAAGAACCUGUUGUUGCUAGAGCGUGAGAUAUAUUUGAGUAGAUCUAUUAACGAGAAUUGGGAAUCAAAUUCGUCAAAAAAAAAUUUACGAGAGCUUUGAAUUAAUUGGAUCUGUGUUGAAGAAAGUGACGCUUAUUGAGAAAGAAAUUGAUGAAAAUAUUGAAGGAGCUCCAAUUGAUUCAAAUUCAAAAGGAAAUGUCGUUCACAAUUCUUCAGAUAAAGAUAAUUACAGUUCUCAACCCAAAUCUGACUUCUCAAUUAAUUGUUAAUGGAGCUGGUGUUACAUAUGUUCAAGACUACAAGUCUCAUGCGGUCAAUCUAGUUUCUCCUUAUUCUGAUUUACAAGGGAAGGUAGAAACUCAAUUUCUGGAUUAUCAUGAAGGUAAACCUUUCCUUCCUGGUACUGAUUUUGUGGUGGAUUUUCCAAGUAAAAGAGCUGCAACUCAUGAGAAGAGGGUUCCCUGGACUAAAUUCAUGACUCACUUUGCGAAGUUAUCACACAAAGAUAGUAUCUCCAGUCAUGGUGGUGAUCGUAUGUUGCUGGAUUGAGGAGUGAAUUAUUAUGGGAAAGGUAAUAUGGUUGCAAUUAGUGGUGUAGUUGGAAAAGCUAGAGAAUUUGUGAAAAUACCUCAAAGAGGAAAUGGGUAUUGUAACAUAUUCAUUACUGGAAUGGUUGAACUGUCUAUAAGCAAGAAGGAACUUGAACUUUUGGAUCAAAUGUAUCAUAAUACCAGAUGGGUUUUUAGUUGUGAUAAUUCUCUAGUCUUACAGCUGAAGUGCGGGUUUCUUAUUCGAUUAGAAAUUUUACAGAUGGAACCAUUGAGGAUCUGUGUUGAAUCAAACAAACAAAAUGAUAUGUUACUAGUUCUUUCGAAGAGAAGUGAAUGUGUAAUCUGGUUUCUUUUAUUACUAUAUUGUCCAACUAUAUUCAAGACAUUUUUUUACAUCUAUUCCUGGAUUGUCAAGGCCUGGAUUACGGAUGUAGGGUGUUUGACCGUGGAAAGGAGUUUCACUAUAGGAGAUACUCUUGCUUUGCUAUGGUUUUUUUUUAUCAAGAUACACUUGGUUAUGUGCUUGCUGAACAGAGUGCACUUAUUCUAGCAAGCUGUUUGUUGAAUUUUCGCGGCAAAGUGAUAUAUCAAAGAUUUUUGUGAGGAGUUUAAGAGGUAAAAUUGGAUUUCUUUCGCUAAAUACUGCAGUGAUAGCCUGUCAUUGGUUCCAUACAGGCGAGGUAAAAGUAUUCAGCAUUGUGUAAGGCUAUUUAGAUCAUAUAAUGUACCAGCUGGUAAUUUUCUCUUGCAAGAGUAGCUGGAAGUGUUAACUCCGGUAGAUGGUUUUGUUAGACCUCAUUACUAUUCUCUUAUGGUGGUUCUGUUUGUUGUUAGGAGUUAUAUUGUCAGCUCUUGAGGAAGAAUUUAUUCUCGCUCAGUCCUUGUCAUAGUCGAGUGUUGAGUUGGCU
Molecule: messenger RNA, 1741 nt
Organism: Papaver somniferum (opium poppy)
Lineage: Eukaryota; Viridiplantae; Streptophyta; Magnoliopsida; Ranunculales; Papaveraceae
Exons: 2
Coding region: 433-831 (132 amino acids)
Source: RefSeq, a predicted model, not a curated record